Pseudonaja textilis is the source of this 7598-nucleotide messenger RNA. NCBI's taxonomy places the organism in Eukaryota, Metazoa, Chordata, Lepidosauria, Squamata, Elapidae. The record is from RefSeq and is a predicted model, not a curated record.
UUCCCAAGAAUCUUUGCGCGAAAUGUGUGCCGCUAUUGUCACGGCCAUCUUGAAAUCUGAACUGCUAUCCAAAAAGAUUUGGGGGUUGCUGCGUCUUUCCCAGUCUUGCGGUAGCCUGAGCAAAAGACUUAGUAGCUUCUUGGAAGGAGGUGAUACUGAAGUCAGCUGGUAGUGAAGUAAGUCAGCUAUCCGAUUCGGGCGGAGAAAAAUUGAACGGAGGCGAAUUUUUCAGCUACGCAGAUCUGUGGGGAAGGGUUGGGUUUUUUUUGGCUCCUCCCAUCUGAGUUAGUGAUGUUUCGGUCAGCUAAAACCAACCCUGCUGGGAAAUAGCAACCGAGAGAGACAGAAGAGAAGGGUGGCCCCUGAAGGAGGACGCUGGCGAAAUGAGGGAAUCGUGUCGAAUUUGUGGUCGGGAACUUUGUGGCAAUCAGAGGCGCUGGAUCUUCCACACCGCAACUAAAUUGAAUUUCCAGGUUUUGCUCUCGCAUGUUCUAGGCAAGGAAAUCUCACGUGAUGGCAAAAACGAGUUUAUCUGUAGCAAGUGUGCCUUUAUGUUGGAGCGCAUAUAUCGCUUUGAUACUGUUAUUGCGCGCAUCGAGGCGCUGUCAAUUGAACGAUUGCAGAAACUAAUGCUAGAAAAGGACCGCCUCAAGCUGUGUAUCGCCGAAACAUACAGGAAGAAUAAUGACGAACCCACCGACGAGACGACGGAUGUAUCCAGCCUGCCGGAUCUGCGCUACUCGACUCUCCUCCAGGAAGACUUCGCUUAUUCAGGGUUUGAAUGCUGGACAGAGCCGGAUGAACGCGUUGGAGACCCACAAGCGUGCCACGGUGCAGAAAGCCGUCCUAGGCGGUGUCGGGGUUGCGCUGUGCUGCGUGUUGCUGAUGCUGAUUAUGAGGCAAUUUGCAAAAUCCCACGAAAAGUGGCAAGAAAUCUCUCCAGGUGUUCUGCCAACGUUUGUAGUGAAGAGUUACUUAUAUGUGAGCCAGUAAUUACUGACUUGCUAAACGUCAAGGCGCCUUUGAAUGAAGAAAGAGUGGAAGGAGAAACUUCCGAAUUGUCCCUUGAAUCGUUGGAUGCAACCGCGAUCGCUGAUGCAUUACAUCCAAAAGAGGAGGAAACGGGCACAGAGUCAAAGAGAAACCCGACGUGUAACUGUAUAAGUGAUUGUGGAAUACAAAGCUUGUCACUUCAAGGCAGCAGGUUAGAGGUAGCCCUUAAUUUGGUGAAAGCUUUUGACUGCAAGCCAGUCCAGAGUCCCAGAGGGAGUAAGUUACCUAUUCCUGUAAAAUCAAGUUCUCAUUGCCAGAACUUCGAUAAAAACUCUUCUUCUGGCUUCCCAGAUGUGGUGCUGAAAUCUCAACCUGGCUUUGCCUUAGCUUUUGCCUUGGAGAUGUCCGAUCUGCAGGAAUUGUGGGAAGAUUUAUGUAUGGAUUAUGUUCCACUUCGAACUAAGAAUAUGUUUGAGGCUAAUCAGCAGCUAACUUACUGUGACAUGUCAUUCAGCGAAGAGGAAAUUGUAUUGAAUGAUACAGAACAUAUGGAAAAAACCAGCUCUUUAAAUGCUAUAAAUAAGCAGCUCCAAGACAAAAUGAAUGAAAUGGAUUUUGAACGGAAAUCUCUCCAGCAUGCAUCCAAGAAACAGGAUCACAUAAUCCAGAAAUUGAAAGAGAUGUUAAAGAGCAAGGAAAAUGAGUGUGAAGAACUAAAUCAUGUAAUUCAUAACCAGAAUGAGAAAAUAGUCAAACUGCAAGACAUGCUACAAAAGAACCAGCUUGGGCAAUUACAGAACUUAGAGGGCUGUUCUUCAUUACAACAGAAACAAAAGAUAGCAUUUCUUGAUGUACAGAAUGCUCUUUUCUUCACUCAGUUGGAAAUGCAGCAAUUGAAAUAUGCCACGCAGCAAAAGGAUCGGCAGUUGGCUGAAGCUAAAAGGACCAACCACUUUCUAGAGACAGCAUUGCAAGAAGAACAGCUACAAAAAGAAGCAGCUUGGAGAUAUAAUAAGGAAUUCUUUGCUACUCUUCAGCACUUAAAAACAAAUCUACAGAACAAGAGCAUGCAAUGUUGUACUUUAGAAAAGGGAACAUCUUUGAGGAUGCACAGACAAGACCAGAAAAUUAAGGAUUUGACAUACAGUUUAGCCUGCAAAGAAUGGCUUCUACAGGAAUCUAAGGAUCUUUUAGAGUAUCAUCAGAAUUUGGACAAAAAUUCUACAACUCCUGAUAAAAUAGUACAGAAAUUGCAACAACUAAUUAAAGACAAAGAUGCUGCCCUGGAGCAAGCCAUAGGGGAGAAGUUCUCUGCACUUGAAGACAGAGAACAGGAACUGAACCAGCUUUAUUUGUCCAUAAAAGAACAAGAUUGUGAUCUGAAAGGUCUACAUCAAGUUAUUUCUGGCAACAAAGCUACCAUCCAGUGUUUAGAGAGCUUGCUAAAAGCCAAGGACCUGGAACUGGAGAAGAUGUUAGCAGCCAACCAGAAUUUGCAAUGGCUGAUCAAGAAUAUAGAAGCAAAAUCUCAGAAAUGGCAAUCUGAACAAGAAAGGAUUAUCCAGAAGCUUCAUGACAGAAACAAAGAAGUAGAGACCCUUUCAGCAACACUGCUCUGCAAUUUGGAGCCUGGACAGAGGGACACCAUAGAAGCCCUCCACCUCCACCUUCAGCAAAAAGAUCAGAUCAUAAAAGAAUUCCUAUGGGAGAAGAGCCAGCAAGUUGUAGACCCAGUAGCUGAGCUUGAGGAGUUACUUCAAGCAUGGAACACUAGAGAACAACAAAGUUAUAUAUAUUCCAAGAAGAUUGCACAGGUACUUACAGAGAAGAAUUCUGAGCUGCAAAUCCUGAAUCAGCAACUGAUUAGUCAAAUUCUUCAUCAGAAAAUGGAGUUGUCUAUUGUUCAGUUUGUACAACAAGAGGGCUCUAUUGAUGUACCAAGGCAAGAGGAUUCUACCAUGAAUAUCCCAGCCAUGAUUUCUAAUAGAGAUGAUAGUAAAUCCAGGAGGGAUAAAGAUGAUUUGCAAACAACUGCUAGACUUGAGAGGGAGCUUACUAAAGCAAAAGAGGAUCUUGAAUUGUUGACACAAAAAGAAAGAGAAAGCACGUUGAAACUCUCUACUCUUCAGUCUGUGGUAGCUUCCCAAGAGGAGGAGCUUCAAGUUCAAUCCUCUGAUAUUGAAUCUCUUACUAGAAGUACCCAGAUCAAAGAAGAACUAAUUAAGGACUUGCAGAUGCAAUUGAUUGACCCUGAAGAAAUACCAGCAAUUGAACGACUUACUCAAGAAGUUUUGAUGCUUCAGGAAAAGGUAGCAAAAAUGGAAGCACAGGGACAGGAAGCCAUAAGAGACAAGAGGCAGCAGCUACUGGUGAUGUUGGAGGGCUUAGUAGCAGAGAAGAAGCAGCUGAAUGAAACUCUGAAAGUAGAAAAGCAACUGUAUUGCAAUUUGGUGAAGUUUCAUGCUCACCCUGGCAGACAAGAACAGAUCCUUCAAGUAGAACUGGAGAAGAUCCAGGCACUUCAUGGACAACUAGAAAGGGUCCUUGGAAAAAGCCAGGAGCGCCUGAGCAGGCUGGAAUCAUUGGACAGCAUAGGAGAUCUAACUGCAACUGAUGAUACUAAAGAUAUCAGCGCUGAGUUUACAGAUAGCAUUGAAGAGGAAGUACAGAAUGGCUCUCACCUACAGAAUGUUAAGAAGGAUAUUGAUGACAAUCUGAUGAGUCAUUCCAGUUAUCCUGCUCUACUGACUUUGAAGAGUGAAGGCAACCAGCAAGUGAUGCUUCAGUCUCUGAAAUCUAUGGUUCAGCAUGUUUUGGAACAAAAAAAGAAACUAGAAGAAGAGCUGCAGGAGUUUAAAGAGCAGAUUGAGGAAGCUGGGUUCUCUUCCAUUUCUCAGCUAAAGAAGGCUCUGCUUAGUCUAUGUCUAGAGAAUGCAGAACUCAAGGAACAAAUUGGAGAAGCAAAGUUGUCAGAAGUUUGGGAGAAAAAGGAGGAAAAGAAAGAUAAAGAGGACUUGAGGCAGUGUAUCAAGAAACUGCAAGAGAAACUGUACACUUCAGAUAUUGUGAUUGGCCUCCUUAAAGAACAAUUGACUCUAAAAAACCAAGGAUGUAAAGGUGCCAUCAUUCACCAAAUGACACCUAACACAGCUCUGAUAAAUGAGCAAGAGCAGUGCACUUGCCAUGCUGUCUGUGACCAUUCAUCGUUGUUGCAUUGCUCACCCAAUCAAAUUAUGGGCAAUCCAGAAGAAACCCAGGCUGAAGGAGACAGAGGAUCAAGUAAUUUUGGUCAGAAGUCCGAACAUCCCCCGUGGAGGCAACAGUGUCACAAAUUACAAGACAGACUCUUGGUGUCAGAAGCCACCAUCCAGGCACAGAUAGCCCAGCUCAAACUAUACAAAGCUCUACUCAGUGAACCUGUGGUACAGCAGGAUAACAAGCAGAUGCAGGUGGAUAUGCAAGACCUGGGCUACGAAACCUGUGGGAGAAGUGAAACUGAGGCUGAAAGGGAUGAGGCUACAAGCCCUGAAUGCAGAGAUCAUGAUGAGCAACUAAAGUUUUGGAAGAAAUCACUGGAGGCCCCUCUAAAAAGAGUGGUGAAACAGGAAGCAUGGGUCAGCCAAAGUGAUGCUGCUGCAGUUCUCCAUCGGCAUAUUCAGGUCCUCCAGAUGCAAUUGCAAAGUUCCCAAAAAAUUAUCCAGAACUUACAAAGUUGUGUGCACUCUAUAUCCACUAUCAGUGACUAUGGUUCUAUGGGAGAUCAGUCAUUCAAACUGAAGCAAGGCAAUUCUCCUUCCCACAGUAUGACUGAUGAAGAUGAAGCCUGGCAAUCUGAUAGCUUUGGGACUUUCUGCCCACCAAGUCUCCAGCCCAACAAAGAUUUUUCCAGACUUAUACAGAGAAUAUCCUUGCUGGAAGCUUAUCUGAAUGAGACUAAGCCAAAGGAAUUUUUGCCACAGGAAUUGAAAUGUACAGCCUCCUUGGGGAAAUAUGACUCACUAAUCCAAGCUCAAGCUCGGGAGCUCUCCCAUCUGCGCCAGCUGAUACGAGAGGGACAAAAGAUGUGUCAUAUGCUAAACAAAUACUUCAAGGACACCAUCAAAUCCUUUGAAGAGCUUCUACGGAGCACUGACAUUGACUACUACUUGGGGCAGAGCUUCCGUAAACAACUUGCAGAAGGGAACCAGUUGGCAGACCAGUUGGCCAGAAAACUGAAUCAAGGGAAUGAUCUAAACAUGGAGGACAAAACAAGUCCAGAAUUGCUUAUGAGGAUGAACAAGGAGCUGCAGAAGAAACAAUCCAUCAAGGCACUCCACGCAAAACUACAAGAGUGCUCAGUGACCUCUUCCAAUAGCCAUAUUAUAUCUGAGUCUCCCUACUCUCAUAGCAACAUCUCCUUCCUCUCUGAUGGUCCAGGGGUCUGCUCUGAUGCGGAUGACUUUAGUGAGAAUAAUAUAAGUGAAGGCCAAGUCUACAAUGUUCUAAACAAAGGUGGCCCAAUUGUCUCCUCCAAAAACAGCUCUCAUGUUUGCCACCAUGUUCCUCACUUAUUUCAUGUGCAAAAUACUGCUGAUUGGAACACUAACUCUAAGGAACAAUUGGAGGAGAGCUGUAUUCCUCCAUGUACUCAUCCAUUUAGGCAGCUUCAGGAGGAGCUUGUCUCUGCAUCAUGUUGUCCACCAGCCCUUCCUACCCAGAAACCCUCAGGUGCUGAUUUUCUAGAGGAACACAUGUUUGAGAUCCAAACUCUCUGCCAGCGUCUAGAGAAGUCCAUCUAUACCAAUGACCUUUUGCGGGAACAAUUGGAAAUAUAUCUCACCUCAAUGGCAAAGAGCAAUGAGUUAGAGCACCUGCAGAAGGCUCAGCUUGAGUUACAUUCAAAACUCCAAGAUGGCAAGAUGAAGCUGGAAUGGCAGCGGAUUGAGCGGCAGCAACUACAGGAAGACAUUCAGAGCAAGCAACAAGAUCUUGUACAGCUUCAAAAGGAGGUCAUGGCUUUACAAAUGAACAAUUCUAGGCUUCAACACAGAAUGAUAAUGCUUCAGCAGCAGUGUAAAGAAAACAGAACACUCUUCCAGACCCAGCAAGCUGAAUUAUGUGUCUAUGAAGCACAGCAUGGACCACUGCAAAAGGCAGUCUCUGGGACGCAUAAGCUGCUGCUGACAGAAGAUGUGAAGAACCAAGGAAUUCAUGUCAUAGGAUACCUUCAGGACUAUAAUACUCUUAAGAAACAGAUUUUGGAUGCUAAGACUUGGAUCCACCAAAUGGCAUCACUUCUGCGGUCUGACCUGAAACCACAGGACAACAUGGUAACUGGGAAGAUUUUCUGCCAAAAAAACAUCAAGAAAUUACUUGUCCAUACCAGUACUUUGCAUCAGAUCCUGGAGAAGUCAACUUCCCUCCUUACAAUGUUUUGGAGAGCACCACCUCCCAUGCCUCUCAGCUCAGCUCAAAUAAGGCAACACACAAAGGAUCAGACAGUAGAUGAAGAAAUCCAAAUACUUAGAGCCAAGUUGGCUGUGCAAGAGAAUCAUGUGCAGAGUGCUAACCAUAUUAAAGGAAAUUUGGAGAACUUUAUUCUCACUCACUUGACUGGAACAUACAAUGUGCUGAAGAAAGCAAGAAUCAACCUGGAGGAGAUGUCUCAGCAGCCUAAAACCAUUUCUUCCAUUGGCCAUUGAAGAAACUGAUUCAUCCACACAGUCAGAAAUAUGGAGAAAGAAAAAUAGAUCCAACAGUCACUCCUAAUCCACCUAAGCUUUUUCAAAUCAUCUCUUCAUAUGCUCUGCUGUUGGACUCUGGAAAAUGUAUUUGGAAAUGCUCCAAACAUUAGUGCAAUACAAUAACUGGACUAAAGUUAUAUAUAUGGAGUGCACAAAUACACAGAGAGACUAGACUAUAGCCAACAUGUUAUUGUUAAGAGAAAAGGAUGCUGUAAGAAUAGCAUCCUCAGAGAAGUAUCUUAGUAUUUGUAUGGUGCAAGAGUCUGUUUAUGCUAUUAGGAUUAAUGAUCAUGCAUUAUCAUUACUAUGGUUGAUUGUACAAUCAGCCAGAUAUUUAGAUUGAAUUUGGCAUUUGAGCCCUUCACAAGGACAAGAAAAUUAGAUGUAAUUGUUUCAUGGUAUUAAAAAGUAUCAUUGCAGGAUGGAUGUAAGCUCUUUCCAGUAAAGUUGCCUUUUGCAAUUGAGUAAUGAUGAUUUUGUCAGUGCUGAUGGUAUACAAAUAGUGCUCCAGGUGUUUGAGAUUGUACCCAAUUAUUGCAACUACCUUGCUUCAAAGGAAUAUGACCUUGAUGCAUUCUUGGCAAGGGAGACGUUGUCAGCCCGACAAUAAGACACACUUAUUGGAUGGAUUUUUUUUUUAACAUCUGAAUUCCCACAUUUUUAAAAAAACAUCCUAUCUGCAAUUUACAGGUGAUGGAAAUUGGUUCAUGAAUGGCAUCUUAUUCUCAGUAUAAACAGGGGUGUACUGCCUCCUAAAGAAACAAACUUUUCAUAUUAUUGCAAACACUGCCAUUCUCUUGAUAUUUUAAGAGACUUUCAAUGUGAGUUUUAGGCCUGAAAUUGGUUUGGAGGCUUUAAGAUAUAAUCUGGAGGAGGAAAACC